AUGCCACUUCUUAUUUCUCUAAACGCGGCCAAACCCUCGAAUUGCUCUGUGAAUCCCUCACAUUCAAUGGCAAAAGGUCUAUGCAAAGUCACCGAAACCGGUUAUGUUGUCAUGUGCGACCGUGCCCUCCCCGGUGAACGCUUCAUCGGACGUAUCACUCGGAAAAAGGGUAAUUACGCUGAAGCUACUAAGCUUCAAACUUUAACUCCUCCUUUUCAUACUGUAGAUGCUCCUUGUGUCUAUGUUCCUCAUUGUGGUGGUUGCAAGACGCAGAAUUUGGCUUAUCAAGCUCAGGUUAAAGCUAAAGAGGAACAGGUUCGCGACUUAAUCAUACAUGUUGGAAGGUUUUCUCAGAAAGAAUUGGAAUUGCAUGGGAUUAUGAAGCCUAUUGUUCCUUGUGAUAUUCAAUUUCAUUAUAGGAACAAGAUGGAAUUCUCAUUUGGUCCUUAUAAAUGGUUGCCUAAAGAGUUGCUGCACGGAGGAAAUGUUGAUGGUGGAAGUGAGAAUUAUGCACUUGGAUUGCAUGUUCCUGGUUUUUUUGAUAAGAUUAUAAACGUUGACAAAUGCUUACUCCAAACUGAUCCUGCUAAUAAGGUUCUUACAGCUAUUCAAGAGUGUUGUAGGGAUCCACAACUUGGUUUCUCUCCUUACAAUGUUCAUUCACACAUGAGUAGUGCAGUAGGAAAGACACCUGCCCCAGGUCAGGCUAUAUACUCGGCUUCUAAAUUUGCAUUAAAUGGGUACUUCCAUUCCUUACGUUCAGAGCUCUGUCAGAAAGGAAUCCAGGUAACUGUUGUCUGUCCUUGUCCUAUACAAAUAGUAAAUAACGCUGGAUCGCAGAUUCCAUCUGAGAUUCUUAAUUUCUUACAGUAUCGAAACAUGACCACAUUGUUGACAAGAGAGUAUCUUAUUGUUCGGUCCAGUGGUUGGUUAGAUUAUGCUCCACUAAGGAUAGCACAGUUUUAUGGAUCUCAAAACCCGAAUUCUCCCGUUUGUGUAUCAUGUCAAAACGUUUUACAUUGA
This is a messenger RNA of Vicia faba (fava bean), 1023 nucleotides long. The record is from the annotation of a GenBank genome assembly. NCBI's taxonomy places the organism in Eukaryota, Viridiplantae, Streptophyta, Magnoliopsida, Fabales, Fabaceae.